GUGAGGGGUUUAAGAACAAACUCAAGGUUGGAUGGUUUUCAAGGGGUUUUUGUUGAUCAGACAAUAGCCCAAGUCUCUAGGGUAUUUGUUUUGCUUGAUUUUCAAACCAGAAAAAAAUGACUACAAUAAGAGUCGAAAGGGUGUUCUUCUAAUAUCCACUCAAGCGUUCUGAUCUUGGGUGUUUGCAAAUAUCAAGGAGUCCAGUUGCAUUUUAUCUAAUGACUUUUUCUUAUAGGAGUGAUUAUCUAAGACAUGGUGUUGCAAAAGAGGUUAAACUAUGGUUUUAAUGGCUAUCAAGUGCCUGUCAUUCCAAGAGCUUCAAGGUCAGCUAGGGGGAGGGGCACAAUCAAGAAGAAACCUGGUAGCAGCCAAAUACAAGCCUUUGAAAUCUUGGCUAGUGUAGCUGGCAAUUUCUUACAAGAGAAUGGGAAUUCUAGUUAUGACAAUGUUGCACCUACGAAAGAUCCUCAUGUUUUUGCUAAUAAUAACAUAAAGGACAAAAAUAAGGAUAAAGAGGAAUCAUUUAAGGGAGACUUGUUUGAGCAUGGAAGUUGCAGUGAAAUUACCUCUACUUGUAUCCCUAGCAUGCAAGGGAAACAUGACAACCAUAGAGUCAUGGGUGAUUCAUCUUUUUUUGGAAAUCAUCUUGAAGGCCAAGGACAAAAUGUCCUUGAGAGGGAAGAUGAAAAGGUAAAAGGGAGAAGUGUGAGUGGGUUAAUAGAACUUGACCAAAAAGUAUCUACAGAUCCCAUUUCAGAAAAUAAUGUGGAGAAAAAGCCUUUAUUAAAUGGUCGUAGGCUUCUUGAUUCUUUUCCUAAUGGUUCCACUGCUAGGAAGUUAGUUAAUAGAGAUGAUGACGAAAACUUUGUAAGAUGCACUCAACUAAAGUCCAAGAAUAAGAUAUCUGUCACACAACCAGAUACGCCUAAAUUGAAGGAUGCAAUUCCUUUUAUGAGUGAUAAGAAUUGUCAUAGUAGGGACAAUUCUGAGCUUGAAAAUUUACAAAAGAUGUAUCCAUUUAAGAAGAGAAAGUUCUUCAACCAAACAUCAUCUUCUACAUCUGAUAGGGGGUCCCAAUGUCAAGGCAUGUAUGAUUCUUCUGAUACCAAGGUUAAUGGCAUGAACCAUGUAAAUGAAGAAUCAUCCUCGGUAUUUGGUCAUCAGGUGCAUUCUGGGUCUAGGGGUCGUAAUGUGAAGCUUAGCAUUAAAUCCUUCAAAGUUCCGGAGCUUUUUAUUGAUAUGCCUGAAACUGCAACUAUUGGUUCGCUUAAAAGGACAGUUAUGGAGGCUGUGACAACAAUACUUGGAGAUGAACUACGUGUGGGCAUCUUUUUCCAAGGAAAGAAAGUCCGAGAUGAUAACAAAACUUUGAUCCAAACUGGGAUUUCUCAAGAUGACAAACGUCAUAGAUUGGGAUUCAUGUUGGAGCCAAGACAUACUCCAACUUCUCCAUCUUCAUACAAUGAUGACUCUUGUUUUCUAACCACUAGUUCACAACAAAAAUUAUCCAGGCAAUCAACAUCUUUAAUGUCACAACAAGGAACAUACAAUGUAUCCCAAGAACGUUCUAUGAUCAAAAUUGAAAAUUGUGUUGAGGGUGAUCUUAAUUUGAUCUCCUCUGUAGAAGAAAAUACAUUAGCUAAUAAUAACAUGUCAAAGUGUCGUGCUCUAGUGGCGGUUCCUGCCAUUAACAUGGAGGCAUUAGCUGUGGUUCCGUUUCGACGCAAAUCUGGGAAUCCUGACUUUGCACAACGCCGAAUUAGAAGGCCAUUCUCUGUUCUAGAAGUAGAAGCAUUGGUUCAAGCAGUUGAAAAACUUGGAACUGGAAGGUGGCGUGAUGUCAAGCAACGUGCCUUUGACAAUGCAAAACAUCGAACUUAUGUUGAUUUGAAGGAUAAAUGGAAGACAUUAGUGCACACUGCUAGAAUCUCCCCUCAGCAAAGGAGGGGAGAACCUGUUCCUCAAGAGCUUCUGGAUAGGGUCUUAGCUGCUCAUGCCUAUUGGUCUCAACAACAAUGUAAACAUCAACUUAAACCACUGUGAGGCGAUUUCAAUUAUUGAAGGAUGCAAAAAAAAAAAAAAACAAGUACAUUGCUAUUAAGUACAGUUUCUAGAGUAAAAUAGUGUAGUUAUGAUAAAAGUUGAUAGUAUAAACAUUUACAUAAUAUACUCAAGCAAAUGUGUUCCCUAAGCCUAAUAAUGGUUUGGUUAUUUGUAAAUGAUUUGUUUGACCUAAAGGGGAUAUGGUGUCACUUGUACCAUCCUAUUUGGUUGAUUGUUGGUAUGCUAUCAAAUGCAAACUAGAAUAAUGAAUAAUGUAUAGAAGUUAAAUCUCUUAGAAUUUAUUUUUGGUUAUCUUCAUUGUUACAAGCUAUUACAAUGACA
This is a messenger RNA of Cajanus cajan (pigeon pea), 2385 nucleotides long. Its product is annotated as telomere repeat-binding protein 5. The record is from RefSeq and is a predicted model, not a curated record. NCBI's taxonomy places the organism in Eukaryota, Viridiplantae, Streptophyta, Magnoliopsida, Fabales, Fabaceae. Gene Ontology annotation, molecular function: protein binding.